UUAUUAUAUUGUACGGUUAUGUGAUAAUAUGAGACAUAGAGUAGCUCCUAAAAUAUUUGUCUCAAAAGAACAAUGCAUCUCCCCAACUUACUUUUCAUUGGAAAUUAUUGAAUUUUCUUGAGGGUCAUGCUAGAAUUAACUGUGUGCUUGUGUGUUGUUGGGAGCAAAAUAAAACUGGAAGCAAUAGAUUUUUGUCACUAACUUCUUCAGCCCAGUUUUAGUAUUAGUAUGUCUACAGGGUCACGAGAGGGGCAUAUUGGAUUUGUGACUUGGGUAUAACCUGGUGAGCAAUACUCAAUGGCUUAAAUAAGGAAGGGCCUGCGUCUGAUACAUGGUGUUAUAUGUCAAGAGGUGUGUCUUUGUGACAGCUUAAGUUUUUGGCAUAGUGGUAAGCGCUCUUGGUCAUAUCAUUUGGUAUUAGAACUAGUGGGGGUUAGAAUUCUAGUUUAGACAUGUCUCCAAUAAUAUUAAUGUUCAUGCGCAAACCUUCUAUAAGAGGAAGGGAAUGAUACGCCCAUAGGCUUGUGAGGGAAGGGCCCACAUUUGAUGCAAGUUGGUAUAUGUUAAGAGUUGCACCUUUGCUGGCAGUUUAAACUUUUGGCAUAGUGGUUAGUGCUUCGUAUGAGCAGGCUCUGGUGGAUGCACGCAAGCUUAUUGAGCGUGAAAUGGAAAGAUUCAAAGUUUGUGAGAAGGAGACAAAGACCAAAGCAUUUUCCAAAGAAGGCUUGGGUCAACAGCCUAAAACUGAUCCUAGAGAAAAGGCUAAAUCAGAGACGAGGGAUUGGUUGAACAAUGUGGUUGGGGAGUUGGAAUCUCAGAUAGAAAACUUUGAAGCUGAGCUUGAAGGGCUUUCUGUUAAGAAAGGAAAGAGCAAGCCACCCAGAUUGACACAUCUAGAGACAUCUAUUACUCGGCACAAGGCUCAUAUAAAGAAAUGUGAAUUUAUCUUAAGGCUACUGGAUAAUGAUGAAUUAAGUCCUGAGCAGGUUAAUGAUGUCAAAGAUUUCCUUGAUGACUAUGUAGAGCGUAAUCAGGACGAUUUUGAAGAAUUCAGUGAUGUUGAUGAGCUAUAUAGUUCAUUACCUUUAGACAAAGUGGAGUCACUUGAAGAUAUUGUUACAAUUUCCCCUGGUCUUGCUAAGGUGGCACCUGUGCUUAGCUUAAAGUCUUCUGUGGCAGCACCAACAUCAGCAUCAGCAUCACAAACAUCUGAGCAAGCUGAUGAUACAACUUCCCAGGAUAGCAAUUCUGAUGUUGGUGCAAGAACUCCACCACCUAAAAUUAGUAUAAUUAGCUCUGCUACAACACCAGCUGGGAAUUUUGCUACCCCUGUUCCUAUGAAUGUUCCAGUGCCAAACUUGUCGAGUGCACCUGGUGUUGCAUCAGUCAUUCCUGGUUCAAAUACUGUUCGGAGUCCCUUGGAGACUAGUAGUGCUAUAAACGCUUCAUCUCCUGUAAAUCAGUCUACUACUAUGAAGGAGGAAGAGAUUAAUGGUUUCCCUGGCCGAAGACCAUCUCCAUCGCUUUCUGAUGCUGCACUUGUCAGGAACAUUAGUAGAAACAGCCUAUCAAAUCAAGCGACAAGCAACAUCUCUCUUGUUUCUGGUAACAUGGUUUCCAGCAAUGGUGCCCUUGGUUCGGUCCCUUCAGCCUCUGAAAUAACUAAGAGAAACAUAUUGGUAGCUGACGAUAGACAUGGAAGCAAUGGCAUGGUGCAGCCUCUUGUGUCCCCCUUAAGUAAUAGAAUGAUCACACCUCAAGUUGCAAGGGCCAAUGAUGGAACUACAACUACCUCAGUUGAUACUAGUAAUGUCAAUGAAGCUGCAAGUGUGUCUGGGAGAGUUUUCUCUCCUUCUGCUGUUCCUGGCAUCCAAUGGAGACCUGGAAGCCCCUUCCAGAGUCAGAAUGAUGCAGGUCAGUUUCGCGCAAGAACUGAAAUAGCUCCUGAUCAAAGAGAAAAGUAUUUGCAGAAGUUGCAGCAAAUGCAGCAGCAAGGGCAAAGUUCCCUUCUUAAUGUGGCAUCUCUUGCGGUAGGAAAUCAUAAGUCAUAUUCUGGCCACCAACAAAAUCCUCUAUUGCAGCAGCUUAAUUCUCAAAGCUCAUCUGUUACUUCUCAAUCUGGUGUGGGACUUGGAGUUCAGUCACUGGCUCUUAGUGGUAUUGCUUCUACCACAUUAUCACAGCCACCCAACUCUGUCCAUUCCCCAUCUAGCCAACAACUGUUGCUGUCAGUUGUUUCAAAAGAUGCAGAUGUUGGCAAUUCUAAGGUUGAAGAACUGCAGCAACAACAGAUUUUUCCUGACGAUUCUGGGACUGAAACUACUUCUAGUACUGGAAUUGGCAAGAAUUUCAUGAAUGAAGAUGAAUUGAAAUCCACUUACGCAGCAGAUUCUCCCGCAGGAGUACCAGCCUCUCUUCCUGAGCCUGCUCAGACUUCUAGAGAUAUUGAUUUGUCUCCUGGACAACCUUUACAGUUGAAUCAACGUACUGGUAACCUUGGAGUUAUAGGAAGAAGUUUUGCUGACCUUGGAGCUGUUGUUGACAACUUUAGUGGAUCAAUUACUAAUUCUGGUGGAGUGCACGAUCAAUUAUAUAAUCUGCAGAUGCUUGAGGCAGCUCACCGCAAAAUGCCAGAAUCCAAGGACUCAGAGCGUCCAAGGACCUAUACUCCUAGACACCCAGCGAUAACUCCUCCUAGUUAUCCUCAAGUACAGGCACCCUUUAUUAAUAAUCCUGGCUUUUGGGAAAGAGUAGGUCUCGAGACGUUUGGCACUGAUACCCUGUUCUUUGCAUUUUAUUAUCAACAGAACACUUACCAACAAUAUUUGGCUGCAAAAGAGUUAAAGAAGCAGUCUUGGAGAUAUCACCGAAAGUAUAACACAUGGUUUCAGCGGCACGAAGAGCCAAAAGUUGCAACAGAUGAAUAUGAGCAGGGCACAUAUGUGUACUUUGAUUUCCAUAUUGCAAAUGAUGAUCUGCAACAUGGGUGGUGUCAAAGAAUCAAGACUGAAUUCACUUUUGAAUACAAUUAUCUUGAAGAUGAGCCUAUUGUCUAGAAGAUUCGUAGAAGAUGCCAUCUGGAAAUUAUGCGACCUCUCGGUUCUUAUGUGCGUUUGUUUAGUUUUCACAGGCCUCUUUAGUACAUAGAUAAACUACUUUUACCUUCCGAAGAAGAAUGUAAAGAGAACAGCACAUAUAUGUUGAAUAAGCUUCCAUGUACAAUCUUUCUUUUCCUGCAAAGUGAAUUGCCAAUGUUUGAUUUUUAUAUUGCAUUUCACUUUUU
This is a messenger RNA of Abrus precatorius (Indian licorice), 3283 nucleotides long. RefSeq names its product general negative regulator of transcription subunit 3-like. Gene Ontology annotation, biological process: nuclear-transcribed mRNA poly(A) tail shortening; regulation of DNA-templated transcription. Gene Ontology annotation, cellular component: P-body; nucleus; CCR4-NOT core complex. NCBI's taxonomy places the organism in Eukaryota, Viridiplantae, Streptophyta, Magnoliopsida, Fabales, Fabaceae. Bases 666 to 3056 code for a protein of 796 amino acids. The transcript has 15 exons. The record is from RefSeq and is a predicted model, not a curated record.